UCUCUCUAAUCUUUCAAUUAUUGAGGCUGCUAUGGGUGGGGAGAGUUCAGCAGGCCGGUGUUGUCCGUUGGACUGGCUUGGUCAUACAUUUUCAAUGUCAAAGCCAGAAACUAGGUUUUCAUAUUAAUUAAAUUAAAAGUAAUGUCUGCCGCAUCUGUCAAUGGACCAAGAUUUGAAAUCAGUGAUCGUGGGAAAGAAAUAAUUGUGCAAUUGUUAGAAGAUAGAAGGAGACUUGAAGAGUUAAAAACUUAUAUAGAUCAACUUCGGAUGGAAUUUGAUGGGAGAGUUGAACAAAAGACCGCUAUCUAUCAAGCAGAAAAAGAACGUCAUAAGUUAAUAGACAAAGAGGAAAAAAAGGAGGACAAACUAGCCAAUCAAUUUGACUUGUCAAAUGAGAUUAUACAAGAUAACGAUGCUUUACGAUCUUUCGUGCCUGAGUACUUUCCACAGUAGUCACUACAAGACCUAGGGCCUUGGUGGGAGUUCGCCUAUGAUUUCCAUUCCGAACUUUAGUAUUAAUACUUAUGAUGAAAU
Molecule: messenger RNA, 534 nt
Organism: Cuscuta europaea
Lineage: Eukaryota; Viridiplantae; Streptophyta; Magnoliopsida; Solanales; Convolvulaceae
Source: the annotation of a GenBank genome assembly